CUUAGAAGGCUAAAGCAUAAGCCUCCUUGGCUUCCCACAUUGUUUGUCUGUCUGUCUGUCGGGCUGUCUCCUCUCUCAAAAGCUGAAGAACAGGUCGCGAAAUCACAGUGGGGCAUUGACCAAGCUAAAGGGACAUCACAAGCGGAGGAGAGGAGCCACGAGAGGCAGGAUCCAGUUGGCUUUCACCCUUCAAAAACCCACACGCAGCCGGCAAAAGUUUUAAGCGUGAAGUGAGGUUGCAGAGAGCAGAAAAUCAAUUGAAUCGAGGAGAGGAGGUGUGUGUAUGGGAGAGUGUGUCUUUGCAUAGUUGAACGGAUGGAGUCAACGGCGUACAGGGGGGAAAUGAGAAAUACUUGAAACCAAAAGUUGUCUUUUAUCUUUACCCAGAGAAAAGGCAACUUGAGAGAUGGAGGUCCUACGACGUUCUUCAGUGUUCGCUGCGGAGGUGAUGGAAGUUUUUGACAGAUCCCCCACUGACAAAGAACUGGUGUCCCAAGCUAAAGCACUCUGCAGGGAAUACAUACACUCCAGGCUGAUACGAGCUAGCCUGGUCUGGAGCAAACCUGACUACAAUGUGCCAAGUCCUGGGGGGAAGCUAGCAGAGGUGUCCACCAUACUCCUCCGACUCGGGGAUGAAUUGGAAUACAUCCGGCCAAACGUGUACCGGAACAUCGCCCGGCAGCUCAACAUCUCUCUGCACUCUGAGACGGUGGUGACGGAUGCUUUCUUGGCCGUUGCUACGCAGAUCUUCUCAGCAGGGAUAACAUGGGGUAAAGUGGUGUCCCUCUAUGCUGUGGCUGCCGGGCUGGCUGUGGAUUGUGUGAAGCAGGGUCAGCCAGCAAUGGUGCACACCAUCGUGGACUGCCUGGGAGAGUUUGUGCGAAAGACCCUGGUGACGUGGCUGAAGAGGCGAGGAGGAUGGGCAGACAUAAUGAAAUGUGUGGUGAACACGGACCCCAGCCUGCGCUCCCACUGGCUUGUGGCGGCCGUCUGCAGCUUUGGGCACUUCCUGAAAGCCAUCUUCUUUGUGCUGUUACCGGAGAGAUGAGCGACACAGCCCAUUUAAGUCACAAGCCAAGUCUCCUUUUCUGCUCCGGGUGCCAAUGCGCCUUACCCUUUUAUGACCCCGAGGAAGAGAAGGAGCAAGGCUGAGACAAACAAGAACAUUUCUUUCUUCUCUCUUGAGCGGAGAGCAGUUCUGCCUAAUUCUAAGUUGUCUUUUACUUCAGCAGCAGGAAGCUUAUCUCUACUCUGGAGUUAACCUUGAAAGGACACCUCUCACUCAUCUUUCCUCUGUGAAUGCAAAGUAGCCAAGGCCAGACCUUUGAGAGGGGGUGGAGGAGGGAAACCAUUACCUUGGAAGCUUCUUCAUGAGUAAUAUACAAAUGCCUUUCCCCUUCAUUCUAGGGUGUGCUUGUAUAUUUGUAGGGGGUUUGUGUAGGAUACACAGUAAAUAUUCACUCAUCACAAUCAUUCAGUUGUUUAUUGAGUGCUUACUGUGAGCAAAACUGUACUAAGC
Molecule: messenger RNA, 1519 nt
Organism: Ornithorhynchus anatinus (platypus)
Lineage: Eukaryota; Metazoa; Chordata; Mammalia; Monotremata; Ornithorhynchidae
Gene: BOK
Product: BCL2 family apoptosis regulator BOK
Exons: 5
Coding region: 407-1048 (213 amino acids)
Biological process (GO): extrinsic apoptotic signaling pathway in absence of ligand; intrinsic apoptotic signaling pathway in response to DNA damage; regulation of apoptotic process
Cellular component (GO): mitochondrial outer membrane
Molecular function (GO): protein heterodimerization activity; protein homodimerization activity
Source: RefSeq, a predicted model, not a curated record